Triticum dicoccoides is the source of this 826-nucleotide messenger RNA. RefSeq lists its product as uncharacterized. The record is from RefSeq and is a predicted model, not a curated record. The coding region runs from base 412 to 630 and encodes 72 amino acids. NCBI's taxonomy places the organism in Eukaryota, Viridiplantae, Streptophyta, Magnoliopsida, Poales, Poaceae. The transcript has a single exon.
ACGAGGCAACGCAAGGCAAGAUGAUGAGAGACACAAGUGAUCUUCUUCCAGACUGCAAAUAAGUUGCCUAGGUCUCACAAGAUGUAGUGGUAGCCUUUGGGGUCUCAGAAGCCGUGAUGUGAUGGAUGCGUUUUGUUUUGUUGCCUCGGUCCACCCAACACUGAGCUCGCCUGCUAAUGACAAUUCCUCGCCGGCCGGCCGGCCGGCCGCCACUCCCUGGACGGCACGGCAGCUCGCCCGAUCUGGUCACGCCAGACGCCACACUGUCAUCACCGUCGUCGUCAUCGUCCCGCCAACGUUCUAUUUAUAGAUGGAAACCUAGCUAGGAGAGCAGCACUAGCAUUAGUAAGAGUGUAAGACAGAGUUCUUGAGGAGAGAGGGGCGGCGCUCACCGUUGAUCGGAUCGUCUCCAUGUCGGGCGACUGGGGCCCGGUGCUGAUCGCGACGGCCUUCUUCGUGGUGAUGCUGCCGGGGCUCAUCUGCGAGAUCCCCGGCGGCGGGGGGCGCGGCCGGCCCGAGUUCCACAGCAUGAAGACCAACGGCAUCGCCAUGUUCGUCCACACCGUCAUCUUCUUCGCCUUCUGCGCCAUCUUCAUGGUCGCCGUCGGCGUCCACGUCUACGCCGGCUAGCCCUCCGGCACCAUACAUUCUACCACAAGACCACCGGCUAGCUAUCGUGUGUGUUCCAUGUUUGAUUUUUUUCUCUCUUUUUUUAUCCAUACAUGCUCAGGAUUGUCUGUCAGCUCAUCAACCUGUGAUUUAUUGAAUGGUUGAUUUGAGCCGUACCCCCAAAAAAUACCAAAAAAAAAGUGCAAUUCGGUAUCAC